CUCAAAAAGGCGGUCCGUAAAUUCAAAUUUAUUGAAGACAUACACCCAUAGAUAAACCAGGAAACUCUUGCACUAUUCCUACACCUACUUUGCUACACUGUUGAGGAAUUCAUUGAGGAACUCUGACAAUGGCCCACAUAAUUGACAGUGAGGUUUUCCUGGUCUUCUCCACUUAUGCCACCAUUGUCAUUCUCAAGAUGAUGUUCAUGAGUUUCUUAACUGCAUACUUCAGAAUCACCAGAAAGGCAUUUUCAAACACUGAAGAUACUGCCUUUGCCAAAACUCCUGAGGAGAAGAAGAAGAUGCUGCGGGUCGAUGAUGAUGUGGAACGUGUGCGAAGAUGCCAUCUGAACGACCUGGAGAACAUUAUUCCCUUUGUGAUUGUUGGCUUGCUCUACACUCUGACAGGACCACAGCUUUCCACCGCUCUGCUCCACUUCCGCCUGUUUGUAGGGUCCCGUUUUGUACACACAAUAGCGUAUGUAUGUGCACUGCCUCAGCCCAGCAGGGGUUUGUCUUGGAUGGUAGGCAUGGGCACUACUUUCUCCAUGGCGUACCACGUCCUCACCACUGUACCGCGGCUGUAGGGAGAAUCCCCUGAGGAACAUCACCAGACACCAAAGUUCAUGUCUUAUCCAUAUACAGUACUACUUUUAAUGUAGCACUGUAUACAUUUCCAUUUUAAAAUGAAAUUUGUGGUGAAAUUUGAGGUUUUAUGUACUCUUUUAUCCAAUUAUUUUUAUCCAAUAUUUAGGUGUGUCAGAUCAAUGGGGUGAAUACUUAUGCAGUCACAACUUUUAUGUUAUUGUUUGUAAAUAAUUUUGAUAAUUAUAUAGAAACACCCCCCUCCCUAACACUACCACCACCACCACCACUUCAAUAUUAUGGGCUAUUUUCUAUAGAUUCAUGAUAUGAAUGAAUGAACCAUGAAGGAGGGGGCAGGAAGUUUGGAGAUAUAUAUGUAAGGGGUACAAUAACACGCCAGUGGAAUAUAAUCAAAUUGUAUUCAUGUAAUUAAACUGAAAAACCUAAAAUUAGUUUUAAUUUCCCUCACCUUGAGGAAAUCCCAACCUUUAUUUAAAAAUGGUUGGCAUCUCAUAUUCAUACCUCAAUGUCAUAUAAAUAUAGUUAAACAUCUUGGAUACCCACCCUUUCACCUCCGAACUCUUUCGUUUUUGCUGAGCAACCUUUAGAUUCUCUCUGUUGGAUUAUUGGAAUGUAACCUAUUAUAAAAAGAUCAAAGCUGCAACAAAAUUACAUUAUAACUGGAAUAUUUAACAGUUAUUCCACUCAAUCUCGUCGUACACGGCUUAUAGCCGACUCGGUGCUACGCACCUUGUCGGUUAUAAGCCGUGUAUGACGAGAUUGAGUGGAAUAACUGUUUUAUUCUAUCCGCAUUCACUGGAUUUUGAGAAACAGAGCAUUUUAAUUUUAAUUUUUUUGUAAAUUCGAAAAAUAAAACCUUUAUACAAAUCGUCUGAUAAAAUAACUUCUGCUUAAAAUGUAAACAAACCGGUGAAAUGACAGGAGCAAUUUGUGGAAAAUGCGAUAAUAAUAAUUCUUGAAAAAUUAAAAAAAAGACACCAUCAAAUACUUUUAUUCCAUAUUUUGUUGCUUUUUUUGUAUUUUUUGGGGUUUUGUUUUCGAGUAGAGUUUUUAUUUCAUCCACGAUUGGUUCAGCAACACGCUCUGCCAUUUUGUUUUUCUCUCUUCACGGUAUAUGAGCUGAUAUCCAAGUAGUAGAGUAGCCAAUCAGAGCACGCGAUUGCUCAUAUCCAGUGAAUGUUGGACAGAGUUUUAUAUAUAGUACUCAUAAAUGUCAUGUAUUUCACAUUAUUUCACAGUAUUAAGAAAUACAUAAGUGGCAAAAAAACCCCUGCUAUAAACUGUUAAAAAGUGUUUGAUAAACUUUAUACGAACUACUUUUUUGAUUAAAAAUGAAUAAAAUCAUUUGCAUUGUAA
Molecule: messenger RNA, 1962 nt
Organism: Neoarius graeffei (lesser salmon catfish)
Lineage: Eukaryota; Metazoa; Chordata; Actinopteri; Siluriformes; Ariidae
Product: microsomal glutathione S-transferase 1-like
Exons: 4
Coding region: 129-587 (152 amino acids)
Cellular component (GO): mitochondrion; membrane
Molecular function (GO): glutathione transferase activity
Source: RefSeq, a predicted model, not a curated record